Molecule: messenger RNA, 1681 nt
Organism: Stomoxys calcitrans (stable fly)
Lineage: Eukaryota; Metazoa; Arthropoda; Insecta; Diptera; Muscidae
Product: membrane-bound alkaline phosphatase
Exons: 2
Coding region: 53-1627 (524 amino acids)
Biological process (GO): dephosphorylation
Molecular function (GO): alkaline phosphatase activity
Source: RefSeq, a predicted model, not a curated record
AAAGCCCAAUAUCACAGUUUAAUCGCAAACGUUCAACUAACUUGGUCGGCAAAUGCAAUUUACGGCUCAAAUUUCAAUUUCUCUGGCUGCCAUGGCCAUAUGGGUGGUGGCCGGCAGCACUGCAAUGCCCCACUGCUCGCUGGAUGAUGAGGAUUGCCGUGAUAGGCUAAUGCACCCCGAAGACCUUAACACAGGUCCAACACUACGUGUCAGAGAAGGUGAAACUUCCUCCGAGUAUUGGCUUAAUCAAGGCAAGGAUUUUGUGCGCACCAAGCUCAACACACCACUGAACACCAAAAAGGCCAAGAAUGUCAUUAUGUUUUUGGGUGAUGGUAUGGGUUUGCCCACCGUGGCCGCUGCACGCAAUUUAAUUGGUGGCGAGCAUGCCGAAUUGUCCUUUGAAAAAUUCCCUCACAUUGGUUUGGCCAAAACCUAUUCAGUUGAUAAAAUCGUGCCUGACUCCGCGAACACGGCCACAGCUUAUCUGUGUGGGGUGAAGGCCAUCUAUGGCACCAUAGGCGUUAAUGGUUGGGUGGAACGCGAGGAUUGCUCCACCAUGCUGGAUGAGCGCACUCAUGUCACCUCCAUAGCGCAGUGGGCCAUGGAUGCAGGCAAAUCGGCCGGUGUGGUGACCACAACUCGCAUAACUCAUGCCUCACCCAGUGGGGCUUAUGCUCACAUUGCCGAACGUGAUUGGGAAGAUGACAAUGAAGUUAUUCAGAGUUGUGGUCGCGAUUCCGGCAUUGAGGACAUAGCCCAUCAACUUAUCCAUGGUCAAACUGGCAGCAAAUUGAAAAUAAUGAUGGGUGGUGGCAAACGUCAUUUCAUCGACUCAUCCCUCUACCCGGCUGGACAGCGUACGGAUGGCCGCAAUCUCGUUGAGGAAUACAAAGCUCAGAGUGGCCGCAAUGCCUAUGUGGAGACCAAAGAUGAGCUAUCCCGUUUGGAUUUUAAACAAGUCGAUCGCGUUUUGGGCUUAUUCCACGACUCACAUUUGGAAUUUCAUCUGCAGACAAAUGCCACAUCCACACAACCUACGCUGGAGGAGAUGACACGAAGGACUAUUGAAUUUUUAAGUCAGGACGAGAAUGGCUAUUUUGUUUUCAUUGAGGGUGGCCGCAUUGAUUCGGCCCAUCAUGAUAACACACCCCGCAUGGCAUUGGAUGAGACGGUGGAAUUUUCCAAAGCCAUACAAGUGGCUCGUGAAAUGACGAAUGAGGAUGAUACAUUGAUUGUGGUAACAUCGGAUCAUUCGCAUGCCUUUUCAUUUGGUGGAUAUCCGUAUCGUGGCGAAGACAUAUUUGGUAAAUCACCCACCGUUCCCAAUGACCGCACACCAUUUAUGGUUCUUAGCUACUCGAAUGGACCGGGCCAAGAGAAAUUCUACGAUGCUGAGAAUGAUGUGAGACGUGAUCCCACUUCGCUUAUAACAGGUGAACCCGAUGAUUUAUUCCCGGCAACAUUUCCACGCGAUUCUGAAACACAUGGAGGUGAAGAUGUACCCGUCUACGCCUUGGGUCCCUGGUCGCAUUUAUUCACUGGGGUAUAUGAACAAAAUGCCAUACCUCACAUGAUGGCCUAUGCCAUGUGUGUAGGUAGUGGCUUAAAGGCAUGUGAUACAAAGUGAAAAUUUAUGAUUUUGUUUUUCUCUAUAAAAUAAAACCAAAUUGGUAAACCAAAA